This is a messenger RNA of Alligator mississippiensis (American alligator), 3908 nucleotides long. It is a transcript of the gene CAPZA3, whose product is annotated as capping actin protein of muscle Z-line subunit alpha 3. Gene Ontology annotation, biological process: barbed-end actin filament capping; actin cytoskeleton organization. Gene Ontology annotation, cellular component: F-actin capping protein complex; actin cortical patch. Gene Ontology annotation, molecular function: actin filament binding. The record is from RefSeq and is a predicted model, not a curated record. NCBI's taxonomy places the organism in Eukaryota, Metazoa, Chordata, Crocodylia, Alligatoridae. The transcript has 2 exons. Bases 493 to 1359 code for a protein of 288 amino acids.
GGGGACAGGUGGUGAGAAAGAUAUUUCGCCUCCAUAGCGGCUGUGCAUUCCCCUGUGCUGGGCGCGUCCCUUCACUGCGGUGGUUUCAGCAGCUGCCAGCGCCGCAUCACCUCCGCCCAGCUUCCUUCCCCGGGCCGGCCCGGCUCCGCUGCUGCCGGCGCCGCUGCUGGGGCUGCGGGGGGCGUCCGGCCGGGGCAGCGCGGCCUCAGUGGCGUCACAACCGCCUCGGGGUCCGCCCUGGGUGGGGCUGCUCUCACCAGCGCCCUUGUGGCUGCCCCAGACUGGGGGGCCCCCGCUCUCCCCCCUUAACCUUUUUGACCUGCUGCCUUUGCUGGGGCCGGCUCUAGCCAUCCUGGCUGCUCCUUCUGCCCCGACGGUGACUGAUGUGCCUGCCCUGCGCACCCCUGCCAACACCCCCUGUAAUUCCCUCAGCUGCCUUGGACCAUUCAGGAGCCCUUUUUUGAAAAGCUCCAGUACUACAGAAGUAAAACAAUGUCCAAAGAAUGUGAUUUACAUAAGAAAGAGAAAGUGUCAACCAUUUGCAACCUGCUGUAUCAGGCACCACCAGGUGAAUUUAGUAAUGUAUUUGAAGAUCUCCGUACUCUGGUCCAGGAUGAUGAGCUGAUGAGGGAGGAGGUUGCUCAGGUCUGUGCCCAUCACAAUAAGAACAACUUCACUACAGUCAGAAUAGAAGGAAGAAAUAUACUGGUGACUCGCUAUAAUGACUUGGGAGGAAAUCGCUUCUUUGACCCUCAAAACAAAUUUUCUUUCAAAUUUGAUCACCUGAGUGAAACAACAAGCAAAUUUCAGCUUCAUGGUGUGCUGUUAGAUGAGACAGAGUUAUGGAGAAGAGCCCUCAAUAGUGCUUUAAAGGCAUAUGUGAGCAGUUACUUCCCUUCGGGGGACUGCAGUGUGUUUAGAAAAACUUUGAAGAAUAGGCAGAUAUUUGUGGUUUGCAUUGUAGGUCACGAGUACAAAGCCCUGGGUUUCUGGAAUACCACUUGGAAAUCGGAAUGGACUUUUGCCCUAUCUCCGGUUAUUACGCAGGUUACAGGAAUCUAUCAUUUGCAAAUACACUACUUUAAUUAUGCUAAUCUUCACAUGACAGUGAGUAAGACAACUGAAGAAGUCUUGCAUGUUAUAGACCAAGCACAGUUGGCCAUGGAUUUUGUGAAACUUAUAAAAGCUGAAGAUAACAAUUUUCAGGUUGCCUUGAUAGAAAACUUACAAGCCUUGUCAGAAGAAACCUGGGGAAAAACUGUACGAAGACGACUACCAGUCACUAACACUGUUAUGAACUGGAAUACGUUACUGACCAACCAGAACCUGGGGACCAGCGUUUCUAAAUGCAGAAUUUAAGUAAAUGUAUAGACCAAACAAAGCUAAUGAUUAUUGUGGACAACAGAUUUAUUUCUGGUUAAUUAAGGCAAAAACAGAGACUUUCAUCACUAGAUCACCACUUUGAAUUUAAUCCAAGUCAGUAGUUACUAAAAGUCGUUAACAUUUGAGGGGGUUUUUUACCUUCUGAAGUAACUGGUAUGGGUCAGUACCAGUGGUGAUUUGAUCUAGUGUGUAAGUGUGAAAUGUCUGUGUUCUUAUCUUCAGAAGUAAGUUCGCUUUACAUGGAAAUAAGUUCAUUUCACUAUAUAUUUAGAAUUCAUUAUGGGAAAAUAUAUAAAGCCACUGUUCUAACAGUAUUAAAGGGCAAACACCAACUGUUCAAAUAGCAUUGAAACAUAGGACAUUCAGCCUUCAAGUUAUGUUCAUAUAUGUCAAUGUUUUUCUAUAUUAUAAUCUUAUAAACUGAGACAUGAAAAUGGAAGGAAUACAUAUAUUGCAGCUGGUUGUUGGCAUUAUGUCAGGACCCACCAGUGAUGUGUCCUAGGAGCAAAAGAAGAAACUUUCAGUAGCUGUCAUCCUAGUGUAGCAGAAGUAAUGAAACAGAGCCAUUCCCCUCUCCUAGUUUUGACAGUUGAAUAAUAAGUAAAUUAAAGUAAAAUUUCAAAGAACAGAUUAUAGACGCAUGAUUUGCAAGCAAACUAGAGAAUGUGCUGGUAUGUAGUGCCGUUAUUAUAACAAUAGCACACAGAAGCAGCUGUGAACAUCAGGAUACCAUGGUGUGGCAGUAUUUAGAGAGAAAAUGAAAGCCAGUACCUGCCCUAAAGUGUUUUAUUUUAAGAACUGACAUAAAAAGUGGGUUUAAAACAGGACUGAUAGGCAGAAGAGGAACACAAUGAUAUGUUUGCAAACUAUAAUGCAGUGCCAUCCAAAGAUACUUCAAGUUGAGAUUUGGUACUAGUGAGUGUUUAGCUACAUUAUCAUAGUUCCCUGCCUUGUUUGCAGGGCUAACUAUUGUGGGCAGAACAGUGAGCUAACAGUUAUACUACUUUUAAUGCCAGAGCUAGCUAAUUUAGCAUUAGCUAAAACAGUUGGGGGCUAACCUUUUGGGCAGGCAUGCCAAACAUUAGCCCUGCACCCUCCCUGAGUGCCACUCUGAUCCCUUUCCCUUACCCAGUCAACUAUUCAGCUUUCUGCAACCUGUCCUGUGUUUCCUGACCAAGCUGCUGCUCUGCUUUUUGCUUCCUGUUUUGUGCUUCCUGCCUUAUAUGAUGUGCUGCUUUCUCCUCCCUGCUGUAUCUGUUUCUGAGCUGCCUGUCCCCUCCCCAAUCUACGGGACCUGAACCUGUUCAGCUUCCACAAGAGAAGGCUGAGGGGGGAUCUAGUGGCCUGUUACAAACUAGUCAGAGGGGACCAGCAGGUAUUGAGGGAGUCCCUGUUCCCCCGAGCACUACCAGGAGUGACUAGAAAUAACGGUCACAAGCUGGCAGAGGGUAGAUUCAGACUAGACAACAGGAGGCACUACUUCACUGUCAGGGCGGCUAGGAUCUGGAACCAACUUCCAAGAGAAGUGGUGCUGGCUCCUACCCUGGGGGUCUUUAAGAGGAGGCUAGAUGAAUACCUAGACGAGGUUGUUUGACCCCAGUGCUCUUUCCUGCCAUGGCAGGGGGUCAGACUUGAUGAUCUGUCAAGGUCCCUUCCAACCCUACAAACUAUGAAACUAUGAAUCUGCUGAGUCACACAGGCUGCCCACACCCUUUAUGGCAACUAUGCUGCAAGGUGGCUACCCCUGAACUAGGAUAUCUCUGCACAGAUAUGUCUUGUACUGUGUAAACUUACCCAAUUUUUCAGAUUUCAUACCCCAUAUUUCAUAGACACAAUGUGCCUAUACAUGUGCAGGGAGGUGGCUCUGAUGAACAGUAAUUGAGUCUGCUGGAGUGUGGUAAUUACCGCACUCCAGCAGGCUCCAGUGUCAUGUGUAUCAGCAUCCUUGUGCUGAAACAUGGCGGCAGGGGUGCUUUAACUAUAGCUCGUUUGAUGAGCUUUACUUAAAGUGCCCCUGCCACCAUUUUUUCAGCACAGGGACAGUGAUACAUAUGACAUUCCAGGCACUUUAAUUAGAGCGGCUCUCAGAGCUACUCUAAUUAAAGUGCUCCCCCCCACCUCCCUCCCAGAGCAUGUGUAUAAAUGCCCAAUAUUCUGUCUAUAAGUAAAUUUAACUUUUUUUCCUUAUUUAUUUAAAAAACUGUGAUGGGGUUUCUGUUCUAACCAUAGGCGGAGGAAGAAAAUAUGAUUUGGGCGGGGCUGAGUGCACACACAUGGCCCCCUACCCUCCCCUAGCAAAUAAGUCUGUCACGGGGAAGAGGCAUGAGAGGGCAGAUUGAGAUCCCCACAAGUGGGGCAGGGGCUGGGGUGAAUGGAGCUCCAGGCCGUGGCAGGUCAUGGGAUGCUUGGAGCCCGGUCGGUUCAUCCAGGGGUGCAGGGGGACUCCUGCUGCUAGGCGCACCCCCGGGGCAGGCACAGGAAGCAUGUUCUCCCUGGAUCUGUGUGCAGAGCAGAGGCAGCUACUG